Molecule: messenger RNA, 1668 nt
Organism: Camellia sinensis
Lineage: Eukaryota; Viridiplantae; Streptophyta; Magnoliopsida; Ericales; Theaceae
Product: spermine synthase
Biological process (GO): spermidine biosynthetic process
Cellular component (GO): cytosol
Molecular function (GO): spermidine synthase activity
Source: RefSeq, a predicted model, not a curated record
GCAUUUUUUUGUUAAACCCUAGUGUUCUGUUUGGUUUCCGAGAAAGCUGUGGGAAAAAAAGAAAAGUAAAAGAAAUUGAAGUUGUUCUGUCGUUGUCGUUUAGUUUUUCGGGAAAUGGAAUUUACUAUUUAAUAUUCAACUCUUUCGAAUUUUCAAAAUUUUUGUGAGACUAAGCAAAGAGAAAUGUUCAAUUUUCUUCGUUUUUUUUUUUGUGUGUUCCCCUUCCGAUUCUCACUGACGUAACGGAUCACACAAAGACUGGAGCUGGAAAAGAAAAGGAUAAUAUAUGGAGGGCGGCGCAGGAAGAGGUUUGGAAUGCCAGAAGAUUAUGGAUGGGAAGGUGAAUGAGAAUGGGAAUGUUUUGGAUAAGACUAUUAUCCCUUCCUGUUGCUUGAAAUCCAGGGCUUCAGACACUGAGCUUGACGCUAAAUGCCAUGCCACAGUUGUUUCUGGAUGGUUCUCGGAACCUGGGUCCCGCUCUGAUAAAGCUGGCAAGCGACUGUAUUUCAACAAUCCAAUGUGGCCAGGAGAAGCACAUUCACUGGAAGUUAAAAACAUUUUGUACAAGGAAAAGUCAGAGUACCAAGAGAUCCUGGUUUUUGAGUGCUCAACGUAUGGGAAAGUGCUUGUGCUUGAUGGUAUUGUUCAGUUGACUGAGAAAGAUGAAUGUGCCUAUCAGGAGAUGAUAACUCAUCUUCCCCUUUGUUCAAUUCAAUCCCCCAAAACUGUUCUGGUUGUAGGUGGGGGUGAUGGUGGAGUUCUUAGGGAAAUUUCUCGCCACAGUUCUGUGGAGCUCAUUGAUAUUUGUGAGAUUGAUAAGAUGGUUAUAGAUGUUAGCAACAAGUUUUUCCCAGAGUUAUCUAUUGGCUUUGAGGAUCCUCGUGUGCAACUCCAUAUUGGUGAUGCUGUUGAAUUUUUACGUCAUGCACCUGAAGGAAAGUAUGAUGCAAUUAUUGUUGAUUCAUCAGACCCUGUGGGACCUGCCCAAGAACUUGUGGAAAGGUCAUUUUUUGAGAUGAUAGCGAGAGCGUUGAGGCCUGGUGGUGUUCUAUGCAACAUGGCCGAAAGUAUGUGGCUUCACACACAUCUUAUUCAUGACAUGAUCUCUAUUUGCCGUGAAACAUUCAAGGGUUCUGUUCACUACGCUUGGACAAGUGUUCCCACAUAUCCAAGUGGUGUGAUUGGAUUUUUGAUAUGCUCAACGGAGGGACCACCUGUGGAUUUUAUUCAUCCUAUCAAUCCUAUUGAAAAUAUAGAGGGAGCACUCAAGCAUCAAAGAGAACUAAGGUUUUACAGCUCUGAGAUGCACGCAGCUGCCUUUGCCUUACCAUCAUUUCUCAAGAGGGAGGUUCCUCUUCUUCGUGAUUCUCCAACCCCGGCUAAAUGAAUUUGUGCUACUUAGUAAAUAUUUAGCAGCCCUUAUUUAUUGCUCUGAUAAAUGUAGACUCACCUACGAUGGAAUUUAUGUGUAGCAAGCAUAGAUGCAACACUUUAUUAUGAACACUAGAAAAAUCAUAUUGCUAUGAAACCUUUAUUAUUAACACUAGAAAAAUCAUAUUGCUAUGAAACCAAUUAUCUAAUAACUGUCUCAUUGUAUUCAGUGGAUUGAGGGUGUUAUUGGUGAUUUGGUCCAAGUAAACUACUGCUGGUAGAUGAUGGUUUUGAACU